AAUUCAUACUCUAUGGAGGAUGUAACUUUAAAUAAGUCACGUUCGUAUCCUGUAAAAGUAAUUUCCCUUUCCGUUUUUCGCAGUGUUUCGACAAGCCUACAACCUUUCGGUGCAGGAUGCCGCCAAAAUUAAAUCACAGUAACAGAGGGGACUGCUCUUUCCUUUGCUUUUCUUUGGACCGUCCCCAUUGGCUCCCCCACCAGUACGCUUAUCCCUUUGGUUGGUUCUCCGACGGUCAAGCCUAUCUAGAGCACGUGUCUCCGAGGAGUGCCGGUGAAGAACUACUAUCCUUUGUUUAGAAGAUGGACGGAGGCCGUCGGAAAGAGGUGCACGUGCUGGUGUUUCCCUUCCCGGGGCAGGGCAUGGUGAACUGCAUGCUGAAGCUGGCCGACCUCCUCUCCGGCGCCGGCCUCCUCGUCACCUUCCUCAACACCCACCACAAUCACCGCCACCUCAGCCGCUUCUCCGGCGCCCACACCCGGCUCGCGCAACGCCCAAAGUUCCGCUUCGCGUCCAUCCCCGACGGCCUCUCCGAGGAAGAAACCCGGUCGGUCUUCAAUUUCUUCGAUCUGGAGGAGUCGAUGCGGACCCGGGCCGCCGCCUCCUUCCGCGACCUCUUGAUCGCCUACCGAGACAAGGAUUCCGGCGGAUGGCCGCCGGUGACGUGCGUGAUAGCGGACGGUCUCAUGCCGUUCGCUGUCGACGUUUCGGAAGAGGUGGGAAUCCCUGCCAUCAUUUUCCGUACCAUCAGCGCCUGCUGCGUCUGGGCCUUUCUCUGCGUUCCCAAGCUACUAGAGAACGGGGAGAUCCCCUUUCCAGAGGGUGCGGAUCUGGACGAGCCGGUGCGAGGAGUGCCGGGGAUGGAGAGCUUCUUGCGGCGGCGAGAUCUUCCGAGCUUUUGCAGGCAGGCCAGAGACCAUACGGACCGGGAGCUCCAGGUGGUGUCUUCUGUGACCGCUAGCGCGAAUCGAGCGAGAGCGCUUAUACUCAACACCUUCGAGUCUCUGGAGGGCUCGGCGCUGUCUCACAUCCGUAACAAUAGCCCUGUCACCUACGCUGUUGGACCCCUCAACGCGCUGGCCAGAACAUCAUCAGAUUCUGGCAGCCUGUGGCAAGAGGAUCGGGACUGCAUGACCUGGCUUGACUCGCAGCCAGACCGGUCGGUUGUUUAUGUGAGCUUCGGGAGCUUGGCGGUGGUGACGAGGGAGGAGUUCAUGGAGUUCUGGCACGGGCUGGUCGACAGCGGCCAGAGGUUCCUGUGGGUGGUGCGGUCGGAUUUGAUCAACAGGAGAGGGGGAGGGACGGAGGUGUUGCCGGCGGAGGUGGAGGAGGGGACGAGGGAGAGGGGCUGCAUGGUGGGAUGGGCCCCGCAGGAGGAGGUGCUGUCCCACCCGGCGGUGGGGUGCUUCCUGACCCACAGCGGCUGGAACUCGACAUUGGAGAGCAUCGCGGCGGGCAAGCCGAUGCUCUGCUGGCCGUUCUUCGCCGACCAGCAGAUCAACAGCAGGUUUGUGAGUGCGGUGUGGGGAAUCGGGUUGGACAUGAAGGACUUGUGUGGGAGAAGCAUCGUGGAGAAGAUGGUGAGGGAGGUGAUGGAAGGAGAGAGGUCAGAGGAGCUCAGGAGAAAUGCCAGGGAGAUGGCGGAGAUGGCAAAGAAGAGCGUUGCUGAAGGGGGGACCUCGUUCAAUGAAUUCCAAAGUUUGAUCCGGCUUAUCAUGUCCUUAGACUCCCACGCUCCGGCCUGCUGAAAAAAAUGGCAUUAGUUGGAAAUUCGGACCGCUCUGCACGUAGUUACUAGUUAGUGUUCGUCCUCCACGAAAUUCUCCGGACCUCCCAGUUAUGGAGAAACCUUUGCCACGGGAAAGCAUGCGAAAGCCAUCCAUUAAUUCGGAACUCUGUGUCUCCUUUGUUGAGAAAGGGUUCAUCACUGGAGCACUUUGUAUUCUCUCCGACGAACUCUAUGUGCUUGUAAAACUCUUUUCACUUAUAAAGCGGCGGGGAAUCAUCUUACUUACUUCAUUACUUCUCAUUAAAGAAAAGAAAAGGAAAAAGACUAUUUUGUUAAAGUUA
This is a messenger RNA of Phoenix dactylifera (date palm), 2070 nucleotides long. RefSeq names its product 7-deoxyloganetic acid glucosyltransferase-like. Lineage: Eukaryota; Viridiplantae; Streptophyta; Magnoliopsida; Arecales; Arecaceae. The record is from RefSeq and is a predicted model, not a curated record. Gene Ontology annotation, molecular function: quercetin 3-O-glucosyltransferase activity; quercetin 7-O-glucosyltransferase activity.